Darwinula stevensoni is the source of this 1449-nucleotide messenger RNA. Lineage: Eukaryota; Metazoa; Arthropoda; Ostracoda; Podocopida; Darwinulidae. The record is from the annotation of a GenBank genome assembly.
AUGAUCAAUGAUUUGAAGAAGCUGGAGAGAUUCUACUGUUCUGGCUGCAAUCUUGGACCCACUCUCUCGAGCGGACUCUUGAAAUUCCGCAGCCCCAAGCUUAAGGUGGUGACGCUGUAUGAGAACAACAUCUCAAAGCUGAAGCCAAAAGCCAUCACAGGUCUCAGGUUUGACACAGAAGUUUAUCUAAGCAAGAACAAUAUCACGGAGCUAGAGCAGGAGACCUUUCUUCCCAUACUGGAGGAUCUUUGGCAUGGAAAUGGGUCACUCUUCCUGUCAGGCAAUCCCAUCCAGUGUGGGUGCAAGUUGGCCUGGCUAGUAUUUGCUCCGGAGCUAUUGAGAGUUGUUAAGGGCACCUGUGAGAACGGGACGGUUCUAAAAACGCUGCAUCAAAAUUCCUUGAAUCAUUGCCGCUCGUGUCCCUACUACUGUGUGAGUGUCAAGCAAGACCAUUUCUGCGCUCGAGGGACAUUAGCUCCCUGGAAUCCAAGUAACUGUACAUCCGAGAAAGUGUGUUGCAAGUUGGAUUUCCGCGAGAAAUUGCAAUCCGACGAAGAAUGUGGAAGGAAGAAGCAAGACCCACAGGGGUUAAUAGCAAAGGGGAAUCCGUCGGGCAUGGGAAAGUGGCCGUGGCAGGCAGCUAUUUAUGAUGCCGUGAACGAAGAUAUCACCUGCGGAGGUGCUCUCAUUCAGAAGCAAUGGGUUCUAACUGCAGCUCACUGUGUCACUGGCGAAAGUUCUACGAAUACUCGGAACCAGACUGAGUUUCGUGUCUAUCUCGGAAAGCACUAUCGCCAUAACUUCACUGACGAUAAACAAGUGCAGCUCAGAGAGGUGUCUAAGAUUAUAGUUCAUGAGGAUUACCACUAUCAGAAUUAUGACUCUGACAUCGCUUUGCUGAAACUUACGGAAGAGGCUAAUUUGACCGCACGAGUUCAGUUGGUAUGUCUCCCAACACCUCAGGACAAUCCCGAGAAUAGAAUGCUUGGAUGGGUAGCCGGUUGGGGUUACAACGGUUCGGACGUUCAUCCAGACGUGCUGAUGGAAGCAGAAUUGCCGGUGGUGUCGAUUAACGAUUGCCGUCUGGACAUUACUCGUUCCUCAGGGAACCCAACUCUUACUCAGACCCUCACAUCGAAUAUGUUCUGUGGCGGCCACGAUAUUAAGAGUCCUGAGGAGAUGUUCCAAACGGUGUGCCCCGGGGAUUCGGGCAGUCCUAUGGUCUUUCGUUCCGCUGCCUCAUGGGGAAGUCCCUGGCAGGUGAUGGGGAUCGUGAGUCACUUUCUUCGAAGUACUCCAUGCUCCUUGAGAGGCCCUGGCUAUUACGGCAUUUUCACCAACGUCAGUCGCAUCUUUCGCAUUCGAUUUCUGGAGAUGGUCGGAUUCUCCUUAUUGAGUCAUUCCAUGGCAAGCUGUGCAAAGAUAGUUGCUGCACCGGCUGGGAUUUGA